Messenger RNA from Cryphonectria parasitica EP155, 1068 nucleotides. RefSeq lists its product as uncharacterized. The transcript is spliced from 4 exons. Lineage: Eukaryota; Fungi; Ascomycota; Sordariomycetes; Diaporthales; Cryphonectriaceae. Gene Ontology annotation, cellular component: Rpd3S complex; nucleus; NuA4 histone acetyltransferase complex. Bases 124 to 1068 code for a protein of 314 amino acids. The record is from RefSeq and is a predicted model, not a curated record. Gene Ontology annotation, biological process: regulation of DNA-templated transcription; chromatin organization.
CGUUUCAUCCAGACCACUCGAAAAACUCUCUUGCGUUUUUUUCUAUAGCCCUGGGCACUUUUCACCCUGUUCUUUGGUAAAAACUACCGGUAGAGACAAGACUUCUCAAGGGAACCGGCAAGGAUGGCCCCAACUAAGACUCAGAACGCGCCCUACAGCAAGGACGAAAAGGUCCUAUGCUUCCACCACGAGAUGCUCUAUGAGGCCAAGAUCCUCGAGAUCCAGCCAAGUGAUGAUGGACUAUACUUGUACAAGAUUCACUACAAGGGGUGGAAGGCUUCUUGGGAUGACUGGGUGCCUCAGGACCGCAUCCGCAAGUUCAACGAUGAGAACAGAGAACUUGCCAAGCAGCUCAUGGACCAGGCCCGCGCGAAUAUGCAGAAGCAUUCAAAGCCCGCCAAGAAGGCUGCUCUGAAGAAUGGCUCAGACUUCAGCUCUGCUCGUGGCAGCGAGGAGCGGACGGGAGGUGCUGCGACCGCGUCUGGGCGGGGCCCGCGACGGACGAGGGACUUUGAUAUGGAGCUUGAAGAUUCGUUUCACAGCAAACCGUCUAUCAAGCUAUGGUUCCCCGAUCACUUGAAGGGUUUGCUUGUCGAUGACUGGGAGAACGUCACCAAGAACCAGCAGCUUGUGGAACUCCCACACAAGAAGGCGACCGUGGAGAAAAUCCUUCAGGACUACCUGGAUUAUGAAAAGCCCUGCCGUGCGGGCGAUGACACACAGAUCGAUAUCCUGGAGGAGACCAUCAGCGGCCUUCGAGAGUACUUUGACAAAGCCCUUGGUAGGAUUCUGCUGUAUCGAUUCGAGCGCCUGCAGUACGCUGAGCAGCUGAAGGAGUGGAACGGAGAGCAAGGACCAAGCACCACAUACGGUGCUGAACACCUGAGCCGAUUGCUUGUGUCUCUGCCGGAGCUGAUCACCCAAACAAACAUGGAUCUGCAGUCCGUCACGCGCCUCCGCGAAGAGCUUGUCAAAUUUACCAACUGGCUUUGCAAGAAUUACGAGACUUACUUCCUCGAUGAAUACAUGGUUCCCGGCACUGAAUAUGUGGAAAAGGCGCGCGGUUAG